Pseudoliparis swirei is the source of this 3033-nucleotide messenger RNA. It is a transcript of the gene ikbkg, whose product is annotated as inhibitor of nuclear factor kappa B kinase regulatory subunit gamma. Bases 671 to 2491 code for a protein of 606 amino acids. Lineage: Eukaryota; Metazoa; Chordata; Actinopteri; Perciformes; Liparidae. The record is from RefSeq and is a predicted model, not a curated record. Gene Ontology annotation, cellular component: IkappaB kinase complex; cytoplasm; nucleus. Gene Ontology annotation, biological process: positive regulation of canonical NF-kappaB signal transduction. Gene Ontology annotation, molecular function: K63-linked polyubiquitin modification-dependent protein binding. The transcript is spliced from 17 exons.
AUUUCCUCAUUCAGGACUGCUGCCCUGAGUACCGACUCUCAGGCAGCACUCCUCUCAGCCGCGCCCCCUCCACACACCACAGAGGCGCAUUCAGAGUUCAAUACAAAUACAACCUCGGAACAGAGUCACGGAGCCGGUGUUGUGUGUGUGUGUGUGUCAUGGAGGUUUAGAGGUGAAUGCCAUGCAGUGAUUACAACAUUAUUAUCUGUGUGUGCAGCGGAACGGAAGUGUUGCCUGCGAGGCCUCGCGCAGGGCGAACAACCCGCCGCAACCUGCUAAAAACAGUCGCUCUGACAGAUAACCUCGACCAGCUUCCCGCGCGCGCGCGCGCACACGCACGGGAUAACAUUACGGAUACAAACGACUUCCGUCCGUUGGUGCGGGUCGUUGUUUGUGUCACGCGCCUCGGAGACUGAGGGGCUCACGCGCGACCGUCACAGCGCGAGCUCUCGAUCUAGCAUCGGCUAGCCAGCUAACGGGCUCACCGGAUAGCACCGGACACUCACCUGUACUCUCGGACGGCAGCAGCGAGCAGCAGCGAGCAGCAGCCGCGGAGGAGCAUGACCCCCCCACCAGUGAGUCCUGAGACCAGCGGGCUCCUCAGACCGGGACCCGGGUCCUGACAGAUCAAAGGGAAAGAGAAACUGAGGCCGCCUCGCCGGGAUGAGGCAUGGUGCAGCCCCAGCCUGACGGCCCCCUGCAGUGGGAGAUGUCAGGUGAGGAGGGGGGCGGGACGCUCAGAGUCCCACCUGAGCUGGCGUCCAAUGAGGUGGUGACCAGGUUGCUGGGUGACAACCAGCAGCUCAGAGAGGCCCUGCGGCGCAGCAACAUGGCCCUGCGGCAGCGCUGUGAGGAGAUGGAGGGCUGGCAGCAGAGGACCCGAGGAGAGAGGGACUUCCUCAGCUGCCGCUUCCAGGAGGCCCGUGCCCUGGUGGAGCGGCUGGCCCAGGAGAACCGGUCCCUACAGGGCCUGGUGAACGGGCCGGCCUCCAGCCAGGGCCCGGAGCUGCAGGGGAGCCCGGCCAGGACCCGAGCCCUGGAGGGGCCUCAGACUCUGGACCAGCGGGAGAAGAGGAGGCUGGAGGAGGCGGAGCGCCACACUCAGACCACGCCCCCCCGCAGCCUGGGCGCCGCCAGUGGGCGGAGCUCCUUGAGUAGCGCCCUCCCCUCCCCCUCCCCCUCCCCCUCCCUCUCCCUCUCAGAGGGGGAGGGGGAGGGCAGGGAACAUGGCCAGCCAGAGGAAGGGGCGAACGAGUUCCUCCAGCUGCUGAAGAGCCACAAAGAGAAGCUGGAGGAAGGGAUGAGAGAGAUGAAGAGGAAGAACGAGGAGCUGGAGAGGGAGAGGGAGGAGGGCGAGAAAGAGAGAGAGCAGAUGCGGUGCUGUGUCGACCAGCUGCGAGGCAAACUGGCUCAGGCCAGCAGUGCUCCUGAGGAGGUGCCUCUUCAUCGCUCUGAGGCUCAACAUUCCUCUGACAGCUCUAGUCUGGCUAAACUCACAGAGCAGCUCCAGGCCACACAGGGCAGGUAUCGUGACUUGGAGGAGAAGCUGGAUUAUCUUCAGAAGAGUUCAGCUCAGAGGGACAGAACUGAAGCUCUGCUGAAGCAGAAGGACAAGGACUGUGGACAGCUCUCUAAGGACUGCGAGGCCCUGAAGGCUCAGGCCACGUCUCUGCUAGGAGAACUGAACGAGAGGCAGAGCUGCCUGGAGAAGAGCGAGCAGGACCGCCGAGCCACGGAGGACAAGCUGUGCAGCAAGGUGAAGGCCCUGCAGGCGGCCGAGCGGGAGCUGGAGCAGCAGAGGAAGCAGCACCAUGUGGCCAUGGACAAGCUGCUGCUGCAGACCCAGAGCCUGGAGCAGGGCCUGAAGACGGAGAGACACGUGGUCACCGAGGAGAAGAAGAAGCUGACCCAGCUGCAGCACGCUUACACCUGCCUCUUCAGAGACUACGACUCCAAGCUGAAGACUGAGGGUGGAGACCUGUGCAGCCGCCUGGAGGAGGCGGAGCGAGCUCUGGCCCUGAAGCAGGACCUGAUCGAUAAGCUGAAGGAGGAGGUGGAGCAGCAGAGAGGCUCCCUGGAGACGGUCCCGGUCCUCACUGCACAGGCUGAGAUCUAUAAGGCCGACUUCCUGGCGGAGCGAGAAGCUCGAGAGAAGCUGAACCAGAAGAAGGAGGAGCUACAAGACCAGCUGACGCAGGCCGUGGUGGAGAGAGACCGGCUGAAGCAGGAGGCCACGUCACGGGCCCGUAUGGAGCAGAUGAAGCUGAGGCACCUGGAGGACUUCCCGUCCCGGGCCCCCCACAUCCCCCCCCCUCAAGCGUUCAACACGGCCCCCCCGGCCCCCUCGUUCAGGAACCAGGGCCCGGUACCGCCGGGGGACCAGGGGCCCGCCGGCGCCGAGGAGCUGCCACACCUCUGCUGUCCUAAGUGCCACUACCAGGCCCCGGAUAUGGACACUCUGCAGAUCCACGUCAUGGACUGUAUACAGUAGCAUGAGCAGCACACGCACACGCACGCGCGCGCACACACACACACACACACACGCGCGUGCUCCUGGGGCGCCCCCUGGUGGCUCAGCCUGGACAGGUGCACGUCCUCCUGUGAUGGGAUGCAGACGACCAAUCAGACGCUGUGGAUUAUAAAUGUGCUGCAGCGACCCCGCCCCUUUCCUCUGGCCUGACCUCAUCGGUCUCGUGCUCCUGAUGACGUCGUCUCGUGCACGUUCUCCAUCGCUGGGCAGAACAACCUCGUGAGCUUUAAUAUAGAAUAUUCAAGUCUGUGUUGGUCAUACAUGUUGCUGCAUCAAACAUGUAGUGUUAUGUAUCAGAGAUGGAUUUACUCAGUACCACUGCUUUGUCUCUGAUGACCUUUGACCCCACAGGCCCCUCUUUACCUGUGGCCCUGUAUCCGCCCAGGUAAGCACAUUGAGGGGCUUUUAAACGUUGUGUGAAUAUUGUCGGCAAUUAUCCAUCAUUUGGUGCAAAAGAUGUUUCAGAACUGUUGAUUUACGAAAUAAAAUAAUAAUGAAUCAGU